Thalassophryne amazonica is the source of this 2028-nucleotide messenger RNA. It is a transcript of the gene fech, whose product is annotated as ferrochelatase. Lineage: Eukaryota; Metazoa; Chordata; Actinopteri; Batrachoidiformes; Batrachoididae. Bases 335 to 1561 code for a protein of 408 amino acids. Gene Ontology annotation, biological process: heme biosynthetic process. Gene Ontology annotation, molecular function: protoporphyrin ferrochelatase activity. The record is from RefSeq and is a predicted model, not a curated record. The transcript has 11 exons.
UACCGGUCUUGGCUGGGAAGGUGACAUUGUGAUGGAUUGGUAUCCUGUCCAGGGGGAGUUCUUAUCCACUUCAUCCCUAGCUUUUUCUUCAUUUAUAUGACUUGCAAAGUCUGUUGUUCGACAUUUAUUUAGAAAGGCGACACCGGAUUUAGUGAUGGCGUUAAUGCUUCAAUUGACAGUUGUCGGUUAAACGGCGAGCCGAAGGAAGCUGGCUCGUGUUAGGUAACGAUGCGCCGGGGAAUCGCUGCAGGAACCAGCUGCUGCUGACUGCAGCACCGACUGGCCUCUGGGACUCUAACCGACAGUGAUUCAGUGAAGGCGGAAAAAUACCGUGAUGGCAUCGUUGGGCAGCGCCGGUCGCCUCAUCCGGUAUCUGUGUCUUCCUUCAGUUGCCAGGAGCAGCAUUGGUGUGAACGUGGGAUGGCGCUCGACUGCUGCGGCGUUUGCUCAGACUGUGACUCCAGAAGUUCAGGAGAACAGGAAACCUAAGACUGGCAUCCUGAUGUUGAACAUGGGAGGACCCGAGAAGCUGGAAGAUGUUCACGACUUUCUGCUGCGGCUCUUCAUGGACACGGACCUGAUGAAGCUUCCUGUACAGAAUAAGCUUGGGCCAUUCAUCGCCAAGCGGCGCACGCCAAAGAUCCAGGAGCAGUACAGUAAGAUCGGCGGAGGCUCACCCAUCAAACACUGGACGUCCAUGCAGGGGGAGGGGAUGGUGAGGCUGCUGGACCGCAUGAGUCCUGAGACGGCGCCGCACAAGUUCUACAUUGGUUUCCGGUACGUUCAUCCGCUGACGGAGGAAGCCAUCGAGGAGAUGGAGAAAGACGGCGUAGAGCGAGCGGUGGCCUUCACGCAAUACCCUCAGUACAGCUGCUCCACCACAGGCAGCAGUCUGAAUGCCAUUUACCGUUACUAUAGCAACAGAGGUGAGAGGCCGAAAAUGAGCUGGAGUGUCAUCGACCGCUGGCCAACACACCCUCUGCUGGUAGAGUGUUUUGCAGAACAUGUCAUUAACGAGCUGCUGAAGUUUCCAGAAGAGAAGCGAGACGAUGUUGUCAUUCUGUUCUCAGCACACUCACUUCCGCUGGCUGUGGUGAACCGCGGUGACCCAUAUCCUCAGGAGGUUGGAGCCACAGUCCAAAGGGUGAUGGAGAGACUGGGUCACUGUAACCCUUACAGACUGGUGUGGCAGUCCAGGGUGGGACCCAUGCCGUGGCUUGGCCCUCAGACAGAUGAGGUGAUCAAGGGUCUCUGCGAGCGAGGAAAGAAGAACAUCCUGCUGGUGCCCAUUGCCUUCACGUCCGACCACAUCGAGACGCUGCACGAGCUAGAUAUAGAGUACGGGCAGCUGCUCGGCGAGGAGUGCGGGGUGGAGAACAUCAGGCGGGCGGAGUCACUGAAUGGAAACCCUCUCUUCAUGAAGGCGCUGGCAGACCUGGUCCAGUCCCACCUGAAAUCCAAAGAGUUGUGCUCCCGUCAGCUGACCCUCCGCUGUCCGCUGUGCACCAACCCCGUCUGUGCGGAGACAAAGUCCUUCUUUGCCAACCAGAAACUGCCGUAGCCGUUCGGCUUCUGCAGUAGAUCAACCGGUGAACAAAAUAAAAGCCUUCUUUAGAUGCUCGCUGCAGGUACUGUGUCGGUUAGCGUGGGGUGGGGGUUGUGGAAAUUGAGUGUGAGGCAUGUCACCGUGAGUUUCAGGAACAUUCAGGUCAUCACAGCAUGCAGGGAAGCAAAAUUGAUUGCAGCAAAUUUUUCUUUCUUUGUUGAAAUGAUUUUUGUUUCUCUCGCUGUGAUAAACUGGUGCUGAGGACUUCUGCAGAUCAGAAACAUGGAAAUUAAAGUUAACACUGGCAAUGUGAGCACUUUGACCUGCUGGUGGUGCUGGAUGACACAUUUGGAUUUGUUGUAACUGUGGCUACAUUUUGGGGUAUCAGGGAACCUUAAUCUUAGAACACCGCAGUGCAGUGAUUGGUUCAGGAUUCUACUCAUGUUGCUGUUUUUGUGUUCCUGCUCAGACCUUUCACAAUA